UCUUCUACCUCAAAUAGCUACCUCAAGCAACACUUGCGUCCUAAGCCACGACCUCUGCUCAGCGCAAUUGUCCCUCCAUCUACCGAACUCAUACCCUUCCAGCCGAACCAGAAUGUCAUUCUCAGCUUCGUGGAAAGAUGGAGACGGCGAUUUUCUACUCGUUGUGUCUGGAUUGACACGGUAUGCACCUUACUUGACCGGGUGGCAAGAGUUCAAGGAUCAUAUCCGUAAGAUAGUUAAAGAGCAGCCUGGAUGGGUCGACGUAUAUGCAAGCCAAAGUCAACGUAGGGGCGAAAUGCAAGGCUGGUGCAGACUCAAAGACAGGGAAGAUGCAGAUGCAGCUUACAAUAUAUAUUUCAGGUCAAAAGGCAUGCUGAUACAUGUCUGGGAGACCUGUCGUAGCAACGAGGGGUUCCGAUUGUUGAAAUGCAACUGCUCUUCACACUUCUUGGAACUAGCCGAGGGUAGUCACUCUGCGGGCCGAUGCGGCAUUGACAUCGGAAGAGUUAGUCACUUGACCGGAGGAAGUCGAUCGUAUACUGUCUCGACCCCUCAGUACAUGUCUGCUCCACCCAUGUAUUCGUAUGCGACCUAUCCAUCGAUCCAAGGCUACGCUGUCCCAUCUAUCUAUCCGGUCCAUACGUUGCCAACACAGCUGGUCAACACGCAAAAGCCAGUUUAUUCAGUAAACACGAGUGGAUUUCCUGUAAACGUACGGGAUGGAGCAAUGUUGACCGAAACCCGCGGAAUCUUCAUCUCGGGUCUGAGCUACAAGGCGGCACCGGCAGAUCUCAUGGCACUACUACAGAGUGUCGGAAGGCCUACCGAGGCCCCUAAGAUGCAACGGGAUCCUAUAUCCGGCGUGUUCAAAGGCGUAGCGACCGCCAAGUUUUCUUCGAAGGAAGAGGCACAACAUGCUGCGACCCACCUGAACUACAGGACGCACAUGGGAAAGACACUCAAUGUUCGCAUGGAUGUGGACGCCACAGUCGUUGGACAGACCGAACCCCUGAUUGCGGUCGGCUCCAAUACUUACCGGUACUGAUAUUACCACACUCGAGUCUUUUUGCAUCACAACUCCCAGAGCGUAAUUGUUCAU
Dothidotthia symphoricarpi CBS 119687 is the source of this 1099-nucleotide messenger RNA. RefSeq lists its product as uncharacterized. Lineage: Eukaryota; Fungi; Ascomycota; Dothideomycetes; Pleosporales; Dothidotthiaceae. The transcript is spliced from 3 exons. Bases 113 to 1045 code for a protein of 310 amino acids. Gene Ontology annotation, molecular function: RNA binding. The record is from RefSeq and is a predicted model, not a curated record.